Eutrema salsugineum is the source of this 692-nucleotide messenger RNA. RefSeq names its product 40S ribosomal protein S24-1. Lineage: Eukaryota; Viridiplantae; Streptophyta; Magnoliopsida; Brassicales; Brassicaceae. The transcript has 5 exons. Gene Ontology annotation, biological process: translation. The coding region runs from base 99 to 500 and encodes 133 amino acids. Gene Ontology annotation, molecular function: structural constituent of ribosome. The record is from RefSeq and is a predicted model, not a curated record. Gene Ontology annotation, cellular component: ribosome.
UAAAAGCUACAGCUUUCUUUGCGCGUCUCUUUCUUUUACCCGAGCGGACCAACUCAAGCUUGCAGAGAUCUUCGUUUGAUCCCGUAGAAAUCGCAACCAUGGCGGAAAAGGCUGUCACCAUCAGAACCCGAAAAUUCAUGACCAACAGACUUCUCUCCAGGAAGCAGUUCGUUAUUGAUGUUCUUCACCCUGGAAGAGCCAAUGUUUCAAAGGCUGAGCUGAAGGAGAAGCUAGCGAGGAUGUACGAGGUCAAGGACCCGAAUGCCAUAUUUGUUUUCAAAUUUAGAACCCACUUUGGAGGUGGUAAAUCUUCUGGGUUUGGUUUGAUCUAUGAUACCGUCGAGAGCGCAAAGAAAUUCGAACCCAUGUACAGACUUAUCAGGAAUGGACUUGACACCAAGAUCGAGAGAUCAAGGAAACAAAUGAAGGAAAGGAAGAACCGCGCGAAGAAGAUCCGUGGUGUUAAGAAGACAAAGGCUGGUGAUCCCAGGAAGAAGUGAGAUGUCAAGACAGGAUCGCCAUUUUCUCUUCUUGUUCUGCAUAAUCACCUUUUAUGUUUUCUUUUUUGUUAUUUGUCUGCUGUUAGAUCUUUUCUCCAACUAGACAUCUAUGCUAAAUCUUGAGCUUUUUUGCUUCCUUUGUUUCACUCAAUAUAAGCGUUAGAGAAACUGAAUCAACGGUUUUGUUCAAAU